AUUGUGAGUCGUGCAACAAUGCUUCCCUUCCUCACAGAAACAACCAAAGCUCGCCGUGAAAUCAACCUUGGAGGCUCGUCGACAGCGACUUCGCAUACGUCCAUCGUCGACCAGGCUCGUGCACGACGCAACGAACGCGAAGCGCUCCGGAAGCGCACCGAUAGCGCUGUUGCCAUCCAGUCAUGGUGGAGAGGCAAUCUUGCAGCUCGACAUGUGCGGCUGCAGAUGCGCGAUGUCUUUCAGGCGGAUGUAGUUGGAAUCAACGGGAUGCGAUGUCUGGUGUUGUGCAAGGAUGAGGAGAUGCUGAGGGCCUGGUCGACGACCGUGAACAACAAGGGACCGGAGGCGCUUUUUGGCCUUGCAAAAGGAGAAGACGGACAACGGUGGCUUGUGCUCAUACGGCAGAUCACUAUUCUGCUAUUGCACUCGGUUGCUCGGAACCCUCGGUCCGAGAGCACGGUGAUGCAUUUGAACGUUAUAAACUCCCUUCUGGAUGGUUCGACGGCGGCGUCGUUCCUAGGAUUGGACCAAGCCCGAGAAGUCACCGAGGAUAUAACAUCGUACGUUCUCGGUCGAGACCUGCUAAAGUCGAUAGGGCAAGCCAUAACAUCCAUCCCCGCUGAAUCGCGUACGCAUCCCGCCUUACCCAUCUUGGUCAAGCUGGUGCCUCUUCCUCUCGACACCCUUCAAAGCGCCUCAAAACAGCCGCAUCCACUUCUCCCUCGCUAUCUACACGACCUCAUAACAUGUAUUCUCAGCAUUCCACUCUUGCCUAAUCGCAUACCUAUCACGUCGCUUUCGUCGCUCUCAUCACGUCUCCCACUUGCAUCCCUGCAUCUUGCAUCAUGCUUCGAUCCAACUUCGCCUACAACGCUCAACUUAGACGUCAAGCCUGACUUACGACCCCAUCUGCUUGCUAAUCUUCUCACUUUCACAUCUCCUCGAUACGCAUCACUUCCCACACCAGCGCUCACCGCUUACCUUCGGCUAAUUGGUUCCCUCGCUUGCAUUCUUGACGCAGAGAACGCACCAUCACAAGAUAUAGUUGUCCGUAGGAUAGACGAAGAUGACAUGGACGUAUCACCAUCGCCCCAUUCCCAGCUCCCACCCACCAAGAUGAACGUGCUAGAUAGCAAGACACUCAAACGCAUAGCUUCCCUGCACUCCGCCAACCACCUUACCUCCCUCCUACGCACUACCCAGAAUGCGCUAAAUCGGACCAACGAACCGUUGCACGCCCUCACGCUGCUUCUCCUCGCUAUAAUCCGGGCAUUCCCAAGCCAAAGAGGAAGAGUACUAAACAGCGUCCUGGUUUGGGGAGGUGGCGGGAUGAUACGGGAAAUAUGGCGAGCAUGGGUGAGGAGCGCGAAGAUCGGAAACGGUGAAGGGAGAGAAGUCUAUGAUUCAUCCAAUGCAUCGCACUGGCCGCCCCUCUUGCUGCUCACUGAGCUCUACACCCAGAGUCUCCUUACCAUGGGCGACGACGAGUUCUUUGCCCAAGGCCGAGGUGGUCCAUCCGCCUCCACGUCUGCCUCCGCCUCAGGUCGCGCCACUGCCCCACUUCUGACGCUUGACGAGCUAGUCGCGUUCUCGCGGCGGCUGUUCAACAUCGCGUUCGUACUGUACUGGCGGGACGACGUUUUUGCCGGAUCUUCCUCUGGCCCUGGGUCCGGCGUUGGUGCUGGAAUUGCCAAGAGCGGGGAAUUCAGUGGUUUCGGCUCUUCGUCUUCCAACGGCAGUAGUGGAAGUAGUUCUGGGGCAGCCGCGGCCGUGCCUAACGGUUCGGCUGGAAGUGGGAGAGUGCCACUUGUGGAUUCACCUCUUCCGGGGUUGGGAGGGAUUACGUGGGAGAACGCGAGGGAGAGUGUCACGACGUGUUUGAGGGCGGUUUGCGAGAGAGACUCGCGGAAGCCGUUCAUGCCUGCGGACCAGUGGCACGUGAGCGCGCAUAUAGACAUGGAGUCCUUUGUGGACGCAGCUAUCUUUGAAGCUGAACAGCUCUCAUCCGAAGAAGACGCCCCUAUAACACAACGUCAGCUAACCAAGCGGCAAAUCGCGCACCUUAGUCCACGUUUGCAGAUCCUGCAUAACAUGCCGUUCGCAAUCCCAUUCGACACGCGCGUGCGCAUCUUCCGGUGCUUCGUGUACAACGAUAUGCGCACGCGUGCUAACCGGCGGGAUGGAUCCGGUGCGUUCGGGAUGAACGGCCGCUGGAUGGGCGGACCGAGGGGAAGAACGGAGGUGGCGAUCCGCCGCGGGCACAUCUCACAGGAUGGGUUUGAUAGGCUCGGCGAGAUGGAUCUGCGGGAGCCAGUGUCGAUCACGUUUAUUGAUCAGUUUGGAAACGAAGAGGCUGGCAUCGACGGAGGCGGCGUCUUCAAGGAGUUCUUCACGUCGCUCUGCAAGGAGGUUUUUGACACGGAUCGUGGAUUGUGGCUUGCGAACAAGAAGAACGAGCUUUAUCCUAAUCCGAUAUCCUAUGCCACCGAGUCCCACAGCUUGAACUGGUAUCGGUUUAUUGGGCGUAUUAUUGCGAAGGCGCUGUAUGAGGGAAUUCUAGUUGAAGUUGCGUUUGCUGGUUUCUUCCUCGCCAAGUGGCUUGGCAAGCAAAGUUUGUUGGACGACUUGGCGUCACUUGAUCCCGACUUGCAUCAAGGGCUCAUUUUCCUGAAGAACUACAACGGCGACGUAGGAGACUUGUCGCUCAACUUCACCAUCGCUAUUGACGAGUUUGGGGCGAACAAGACUAUCGAUCUGAUCCCGAACGGGAGUAACGUGGCUGUUACGAAGGAGAACAGGCUGCAAUACAUAUACCUCGUGUCGCACUAUCGUCUGAGUCGGCAGAUCCGAUUGCAGAGCGACGCCUUCUUUGAGGGUCUGUCGGAAAUCAUCGAUGACAAGUGGCUCAAGAUGUUCAAUCAACAAGAACUACAGAUUCUCCUCGGCGGAGUGAACGCACCCAUCGAUCUGCAAGACCUCCGCGCGAACACGCAGUACGGCGGAUUGUAUGAUGAUCAUGCGUCGACGAUCGAGGCUUUCUGGAAAGUUCUUGAGUCGUUCAACCAGGAGCAGAGACGGGCAUUCCUGCGCUUCGUUACGAGCUGUAGUCGGCCGCCGUUGCUCGGUUUUAAGGAGCUUAGGCCACAAUUUGCCAUACGAGACUCUUCGAAUGAUCAGAAUUGGCUUCCGACGGCGAGCACAUGUGUUAACCUACUGAAGCUUCCGCGCUAUGAGUCUGAGAGCGUGCUGCGCGAUAAACUACUGCAGGCUAUCUACUCGGGCGCAGGAUUCGACUUGUCUUGAGCGAUCCAUCGCUAGACAACUCUAUAUUACAUUUGUUUUUAGACUGAGGUUCUGUAUUAUCUGUAAUGCUUAACUUUGCCGUACAUGGCGAGCACGCGAUACAUUAGCUGUAUAUACAGGAAUAAAUUGUUACCAG
Molecule: messenger RNA, 3439 nt
Organism: Coniophora puteana RWD-64-598 SS2
Lineage: Eukaryota; Fungi; Basidiomycota; Agaricomycetes; Boletales; Coniophoraceae
Product: HECT-domain-containing protein
Exons: 14
Coding region: 19-3303 (1094 amino acids)
Biological process (GO): ubiquitin-dependent protein catabolic process; protein polyubiquitination
Molecular function (GO): protein binding; ubiquitin protein ligase activity
Source: RefSeq, a predicted model, not a curated record